AUGGAGGAUGAUUUCAACAUCAUAAGAGAUCAACUCUUUGGGCAAACACCAGAGCUGAACGUUGUCUCAAUUGUUGUUAUGGGCGGUAUCGGUAAGUCGACUCUUGCUAGAAGUUUAUUUAACCAUCCAUCAGUAUACCAUCGCUUUGAUAUUUCUUCAUGGGUUACUGUUUCUCAAGCAUAUGAUGCAAAAGAAAUGCUUUUGGAUGUCCUAAGCUUUGGUACUCCAGGUGGGAAGGCAAUGUACCGCGAUAUGAGUGAAGAUGAAUUAUUGGACCAAGUGCAUAGAGAAUUGAAAAGGAAGAGGACCAAUUGGACAUAUGAUGAUUGGAAACAAAUUGGUGACAAUGUGAAUUCUCACCGUAACAGAUGA
Messenger RNA from Nicotiana tabacum (common tobacco), 372 nucleotides. NCBI's taxonomy places the organism in Eukaryota, Viridiplantae, Streptophyta, Magnoliopsida, Solanales, Solanaceae. The record is from RefSeq and is a predicted model, not a curated record.